CCAUUUCUUCCCCCUUUCUUCCUCUUCUUCUUCUUCUUCAUCUCUCUCUCUCUCUCUCUCUGCUCAAGUCAAGCAUUUGUCUAAGCCAACCCAACCAUACUCACUCAUACCCACUUGCUUCCAUAGUUUGGGAUCCUAAAAUGCUCUAAAAACAAAAAACAAGAAAAAAAAAAACCAAUUUAGUCUUUGAUUUCGUGUUUUACCAGUUUUUCCAAGAAAAGCCAGCAAAAAAGUCUUCAGAAAUGGCGUCUUCUGACAAUUUGGCGAGCAUCGAGCCAUGGACGUUUCGUCCUUCCUUUGCCGACUCAUGGAUUUCAGAAGCCUUCGCUCGAGACACUGAAACCCUAACCAAAGCCCUCCAGCAAUCUCUCUCCAACUACUCUUCCCCCGACCCCGUAAUCUCUCCCUUCUUCAAUCUCGUCAAGCCUGAGACCACUCCUCCGCCGCCGCAAAGCGCUGGUUCUGGAUCGGAUCUGGAGACGUCCAAGCGGCGGAACUCGAUUCCGGCCACCGGAAAGCCGACCAAGAGGAAGUCGCGUGCGUCGAAGAGGAAUACGACGACGUUUAUCACCGCCGAUCCGGCGAAUUUCAGGCAGAUGGUGCAGCAGGUGACCGGCGUCAGGUUCGGGGGAAACGGACACUUGCCGGUGGCUCCGGUGCUGAAGCCGGCGCCGCAGAGGCCGGUUAACCGGAUGCAGGGGUGCUUGCCUACGCUUGACACGUCAGCGUUUCUGCUGGACCACCAACACCAGCAGCAGCAGGUGGUGGGAUCUACUACGGCGGCGGAGAUGGUGGCGGCUCAGUCGUCGUCUCCGGGCAUGAAUACGGCGGCGGCUUUGGUGGCUGAGUGUGGCGCGGGGGUAGACUUUGACUCUUUUUCGAGCUUUCCCACUCUGGAGUCGUGGAAAGUAAUGUAAUUUGAAUUGUUUUUUUCAAAUUAUGUGUAAUUUAGUUUUGUUUAUUUGGUUGUUUUUUUUAUUAGUAUGUUUUUUCUCUUUGAAUUUUGUAGUGAUAUUUGGGUGGGGGUAUAUUAAUGUUAAUGUUGAUAUUAAUAUUUAUGAAGGCUAUUUCUGUCUUUUAGUGGUUA
Molecule: messenger RNA, 1087 nt
Organism: Camellia sinensis
Lineage: Eukaryota; Viridiplantae; Streptophyta; Magnoliopsida; Ericales; Theaceae
Product: VQ motif-containing protein
Biological process (GO): response to osmotic stress
Cellular component (GO): nucleus
Molecular function (GO): calmodulin binding
Source: RefSeq, a predicted model, not a curated record